Messenger RNA from Acanthaster planci (crown-of-thorns starfish), 4550 nucleotides. RefSeq names its product ADP-ribosylation factor-like protein 4C. Gene Ontology annotation, molecular function: GTPase activity; GTP binding. Lineage: Eukaryota; Metazoa; Echinodermata; Asteroidea; Valvatida; Acanthasteridae. The record is from RefSeq and is a predicted model, not a curated record.
AUAACGCUAACAUCGCUAGGUACGAUUGUUGUGUGAGAUAUGAGCGACGAAGCCGGAGCCAAUGAGAUAGUAUCUGCUGGCAUUCCUGAUGAGAGCAUCACAGUCGUCACACAACGACACUUCACAUCAAGUUUAAGAGAUCAGAAUCUACCGAAUCUUGUAGAUAAUUUCUGCCACCGUGUUAUUGCAGUCUGGUGAGGCCUGGUGAAACCACGGAGCCAUAGAUGUUCCUACCGCACAGCACCGGCGUCGCAUGUUGUAGGCACGGGGGCAGACGCCCACUCGUCCCCACUACAGUUCAAUGCUGUCGAGAUCGUUGAGCACGGUAAAGUCGGGUGUUUCGCGUAGCGAAUUAUACCCACGGCUCAAAAGAUCAACGGAUUUUCCAAUUGUUCCGGGGUAUUAUAGGCGAAGGGCUUCAGAGCAGUCACGAUCAGGUGAUUCGUAGACGGACCCAACCAUUUUGGGUAUCCACAUAAUGCAUUUAUCGUUUGGGUCUUGAAAAACCACAUUCAGUGGUUGUGCAGACAUCAGCUUUACAUUUGCAAGGUCCUGGUUGCGAACACCCGUUGUAGUAUUUACAGGAAAAUGUUGAGAAACUGACUGUGCUUACAUAGCCUGAGGUAUUGUGCUACCAUGGGAACCGGGUCCUCUCAGUCCAACAGAGCCUAUCUACCCUUUCUGGAUUCCCUCCAUGUGGUUCUACUUGGGCUUGAUUUCUCGGGGAAAACAACUAUCCUCUACAGGUUGAAGUUAGACGAAUUCAUCAAUGCAGUCCCAACUAUUGGCUUCAAUACAGAAAAAUUGAAGGCAAGGACAGGACAGUCCAAGGGGGUGCGAUUCAAAUUUUGGGAUGCAGGAGGAAGUGAGAAGCUCCGCCCACUUUGGAAGUCCUACACCCGGGGCACGGAUGCUAUCAUCUACGUUGUUGACAGCUCUGACUUUGAACGCUUUGAGGAGGCAAAGAGCGAAUUAAUGAAACUCUGGCGAUCGCCAAAAAACAGUGGGGUACCAAUCCUCGUGAUUGCAAACAAGCAAGAUUUGCGCGAGGCUGUUAACUUGGAGGAAAUCCAACGGCACCUGGGACUGAGUGAGCUACGACAGCAUAAUCCCUAUCAGCUCAUACCUGCUUGUGGCAUCACCGGAGAAGGAUUGGACAACAUCUUUGAUAUACUCUGUGAGAUGAUCAAUAAACGGAGAAGUCUUGCAAAACACCAGAAGAAACGAGGAAGGUAACACCGGCUUCAGGAGUAAUUAGUGACGUGUUUGCUUCAGAAGUUAAGCAGCUGGUAGCCAAAAAUACCUGUAAUCCAUGAUUACAAUUGUGUGUGUGAUUCAGUGACUCCUUAAAGAUGCAGAUUUUUAACAGGGCACCCCUCACAUAGCAUGAAACCUUUUGCGUCAUAAGGAAUUUAAAUUGAUUAGCCAUUCACCAUUGCAUUUCUAGUAGCUGCACCUGGUCCUUGACAUGACAAACCAAGAAUUUCUAAAACUUGAGUACGUGGGUGAGUGCAAGGUAUAUUCCUGUUUAGCAGUGUUUCAAGUCACCGUUACUACCCCCCCCCACACACACACCUUUGUUCUUCAUAAAUAGAACAGAUGACAAGCCAAAAUCAGCAAAUAUCUCUGUUGUGGAUGGUUCACCAUAAUGGCACUUUCCUGUCAAAUUAGGCUCUGUCAAACUGCAGUUUUAGUCACAAAUCGCACCACUCUUUAUAUAGCCCUAGUAUUCCUUGAAAUAUUUAUAAAUGGCAAUAUUUACAUCUCGUUGCUGGUAGCUUUUUUGACCUUCGUUCUUUAAUGUUGGCAGAACAUCAGUAAGUACUGAUAGAAGUCGGUGGUUCUAUCAGAUCCUUAUCACAGACAUCUAUUAUAAUAUUCUUCACACCAUUGGGGCUGUCACACAAGGCCUACAUGUACCUUGACUGAGUUCUUUGAGUACAUGUACUUUACUGGUUUUAUAGUCUGUCUUUUGCAGCAGUAUACAAGAAAAAUGAAACAUUUUUGAACGUUUCUAAAAUGCCAUUUUUAAUUGUACGUUCAGUUUCAAGCUGAAUCUGUCAAUAUAACUUGCACCACGGAAGGUUUUAUUUAUUUUUUUUAGUUCCCCAAUUUCCACAAAGCAAUUACAUGCUUUCUUAAGAAUUAAAGUACAGUAUUUGAAAGAUGUUCGUCACAAAUUGGAAAUACGCAUAAGUUCGUCUAGCUUAGAAAAUGUGAGCAAUGUUGCUUUCUUACUAGACUCUCAUUAACUCUAACUGUUGACAUUUUGCUACUUUAACUUCCUGAAUCAUCAAAAAUACACCACAAGUGCAGGAAACCAGCGGUUAAGUAGUGAAAAGGUAUCAAGAUAAGUUAUACCUUAAAAUCUUCCAAAAUCCUCCUAGUGGCUUUUGAAGGAUCUUGGAGGAUUAGUGAAAGCUAGAUUUGAUCAUGCCCGACUAUUUGUAAAAGUUCAGCAAUGAAAAAAAGUGCCUUGUAACAGAAGUAUCUGUGUUGCCCUCGGACGAUUCGCACAAAAGCACUCACUUUUUUGGUUUUCUUGUCAAACUAUAGCUUGUUUUCUCCAUUUCCGGGUAACCGAACUUGGGGGGGUAUUGUCACUGAUAUUUUGAAGUGUGCAGUACCCUGGCACCUUUUUUGUGUAAGCAUUGUAAGUUUUGUUAUCCCUCUGAACUGCUCAACAAGGCCCAGCCAGGCCGAUUAUGUUCUUUGUAAGUGCCUUUUUUGAGAUGAUUUGUAUAUGAAUGCAAGCAGGCCAGAUGGGUAAUUGUAGGCCCAUGAAGCUGCCGUACAAAUACCUUCUGGACCCAUUCUCAGCUUAAUGUAUCUUCCAAGGGUUUCAAAACAUAAAAGAGGGGAGUUUAAAGCUCAUAAAUAGUCUGGUUUUUUAGCUGGUUGGAAAACUGCGUGUACUGAUAUUGUGCGUGCUAUGUAGUGCAUAUGUACUCAAAACCUUUUUAAAAACUGCUCAGAACCCAGCUGAAGUACAUUUCUGUGUUCUUCAGAUUUUGCAGAGUGAGUGAAUAAAUACUUAUCACAACAGUCCGAUCAUCUUUUUUCAACCUGAGAUUUUUAAAUCUGUAAUUUUUUAUGUCAGUAAAUGUAAAAGGAUCUAAUAUUGAGAUGUGAAUCGGGAUGUGUUCUUAUUCCUUCCUGUUGUACCACAGUUUAUAAUCAUGAAGGCUUACCUUAAUUCUGUCAGAUGCUAGGUAUGUUUUUAUCAUCAUUAUUUGCCAAUUUGAUUGAUUUGGUAAUAGACAUAUUUUGUAGUCGCCAUGAACGCUUGGGAAGCAUAAUGGUAGCAAAUUCUAACUCAAUAUAAAACACAAUUGGCAUUGUUUAUUUAUCGUCAGUGUCACGUACCCGUUGAGUGUUAUGAAAACAGACUACAUAAAGCAUGUCCUAUAAAAAAUUCCCGUGACAUUUUCCUGAAAUGUUAAAACUAUCACAGGCGCAUGCUAAUUUUCUUUUCCUGGUUAUUUAUGCCGACUUGAGGUCUGUUUGUCUAGCCGGAUACCAUCGGCCACUGCUACCUUAAACCUUACUAUUGCCUCGGGCGAAAACGCAGCUGUCAAACUACAUGAUGCCUGCCAUAUUUGGUCAAACAAGAAAACCGCAUCUUUGUUUAGCUUGGUUUGCGAGGGUAAGAACUGUGAAUGUGAAAUGCCAGAAUUGUGUUUACUACCUAAGAAAAUAAGCUGUGUGGUUUAGUGCACACAGUUUGUGGUUUGCAAAACCGCAUGCAGCACUUGUCACGAUCUACAAGGUAUAAAUUAUUAUGUGUGAUUGGUGACCACGGGUAGAUCUUGUUUUCCUCCUAUAGGUUUGACGAGACAGUGCAUUGUCUACUUGGAACAGCAAUUGUUAGACCAUCAAUUUUAUUUGGGAUAUUUAAAAAUUAAAUACCACAACAGCAUAUAUCGCUUGGAUAAGAAGUGUACAUAUAAGUUUUUCUUUAUGUUUAAUUCAGAUUCAUUUUGACUAGUUCAAUUAUUUUAUAUAUACACAUGUACCAGUUGCCUAGUUUCACUGGCCGAAGUGUCUUGCUUUGUCCAAUGCUAGGAUAACUUUUGUCCAACUUCAGAGCUGCGUGAAUUUUGUGCACCGUUCAGAGUCUCUCGAAAUUUAAUUUUUUCAAGCUUUGGGUGAGAACCAAGCGAAGCAUUCACUGUUGACGAAAAGUUGCAUACCACUUUCUACAUGUAGAAACUGUGGAAUCAUUGUCAGACCACACAUAGUGUGUGAUACUUAAUUUUUACGUUUCAUGAGGACAUGUGUACUGAUAUGACGUACAUGUAUAUCUGACUUGUAGAAAUUGUGUGAGUGUUCAUCGUUUGCUGAUUUUGAGUAUAAAUUUGGUACAAAAAAACCCUAUGAAUUUGACAUUGUUUAAACUGGUGCUGAUUUUGAAGUGUACAAUUGUGUCUUUUUCCUUAAAAUUUUGCUGUUGUUACGCAGAGAAAUUAAUUCAAGUUGAUGUAAAAUGCCAUGUGAAUGUACGGAGUUCUAAUCGGCAAUAAAAUUCUUACCGCAGGACUGAUACAGAA